This is a messenger RNA of Ectocarpus sp. CCAP 1310/34, 2487 nucleotides long. NCBI's taxonomy places the organism in Eukaryota, Phaeophyceae, Ectocarpales, Ectocarpaceae. The record is from the annotation of a GenBank genome assembly.
UCAAAUCAUAUUCCUCGCGUUAAAUGCAUACCAAACUGGAAAUACACGUGUAAAAUGGAUGAAGAUCCACAACCAACAGGGUGCCACACAUAAAACACCCGACUAACUAACAGCCCAACACUUUUCGUCUACACCUUCCCAACAUAACAUAUAUAAGACACACAACACAGCUACCAAACUGUCUUGUUGAGCCUGUUAUCCGCAGGGGAGAUGUCCAUAUAUGCUGUCUGGGAAAUCGUGGACACACAACAGGUAGUUUUCUUUGACGCUAUGAUUCCAUUGCUAAUCUGUCUUUGACUCUUUUCUCUGACGGAGAUGGACUCGUUGUGUUGUAUUUGGAAAAAAAAAAAAAAAAAAAGAGCGCUGCAGCUCCAAAUGCGGCGGAAAUUGGUGCAUGUGUCGGAAUGUGUCGACAUGUCGACAACGCAAGCACACACACCUGUGGUGUCGCCCUACGGGUUGUACAGUACAGUUGCACUUGAUAUAUAUCAUGGUUGGCCGGUGCGCUCGUCUCCUGGCUGCUGGCUUGAGUGUUGCUAGUGGCUUCCACCUACCCGCCAGCAGUGGCGCUCCCCGCAGGGUGGUUCCUUCCGCAGCAAGGGGGUUGUCAGCAGUUGACUCUGACUCGUCGCCCGGUGUUGUCGCAGCCUCGCCAGCAGGCAAGGAGGACCUCUUCGACUGGAACAAACAGUGGUAUCCUGUGCUUUCGCUCAAGGACACAGACCCCGGUAGGGCGCACCCUGUUCAGCUGCUUGGCAAAGAGUUGGUGGUGUGGCGGAACAAGGAGGGUCGCUGGUCGUGCUUCGACGACCGUUGCCCUCACAGAGCGGCGCCACUCACCGAGGGCAGAAUAGAGGACGACGGCUCUCUCCUUUGUGCGUACCAUGCGUGGCGUUUCGACGCCGAUGGCAAGUGCCUGAGCAUCCCUCAGAGCGACAGGGGAGGCAAGGACGAGGCCCAGCCUAAGGCAUGCGCCAAGGUGGCUCAGGGGAUGGUAUGGGUGUGGGGAGAGAAUGGACCGGACGCGGGCCUGGAGAGCGCGCUCACUCCCGCGCAGCUGAUUCCCGACCUGGACGAUAAGGAAGGAAUCGAGUCCGGCAGAGUAAUGCUUGCCCGUGUCGGGCAAAACGACCUGGCGUACGGCUGGGACACGUUCAUGGAGAACGUUGUUGACCCGUCACACGUCACGGUGUCCCACCACGGUGUCGCUGGUGAUCGCUACACGGGGCCCUCGCCGAUCGACUUGAAGCCUUCUGCACGAUGGCCAGUGCCCACGAAGGAUGGAUUUGAGUUCGAGUUUCGCGACGACUCGGUGUCGUCGGACAGCACGGUCACCUUCCAGCCACCGUGCCUGGUUAUCAAUGAAGCCAAAGACUCGGCGGGAAAGCUCCUGCUAAUCUUAUACGGUAUACCCACUAGACCCGGCUGGGUCCGGCUUCUCGGCCGUUCGGCUUAUGUGCACACGUUUGCCCCGAAUUCAAAAAAGGCUAAGGAGCAGGCCAAGGAGGACAAGAGAAACGGGGUGAAAAAAUCACGGUUGCAAGCUACCGCGAAUGUUGUGACGAAGCUGCCAUCCUGGUUGCAACACGUCACUGGCAGCCUGUUUCUGCACCAAGACUUAGUUUUCCUUCACCACCAGGAGAAAAUUUUGGCCUCUGCUGGGUACGACAGCUCCAACUAUGGCCAAGCAGUCUUCGUUCCUGCGGCUGCCGACCGUGCCGUCCUGGCCCUGAGACAAUGGAUCACCAAGCACGGGUCCGGGGGCCCCGCCUGGGACAAGAACUGCGACCGCACCUUGCCCCCGCGCGAGCGCAACCGCGAAGACCUCUUCAACGUGUACGAGAACCACACCAAGAGCUGCACUAGCUGUCAGGGGGCGCUCAAGAAUGUUAAGAAGAUGCUAACAACAGCCAAGACGGCAGCCGUCAUCUCCUUCACCUGGGCCGUACUACGAGGGGCGCGCGCUGUAGGCACCGCGGCGGCGGCGGGAUCGCCGUCGGCCAGGGUCAUAAACACCGUGACAGCAAGGGCCAUGCUUCCCGCGGUGGCGCUGACGUUCGCGAGCGUAGGGGCUAUCAAGAUCCUCGAGAAGCUGCGAGGAAUGUUCUACACCUACUCAUUCCACCACCAAGACAGUCCUUGAGACGUUCCAAGUCGGAGUAGUUUCAACACAAUGCAGAAAGGCCAGUCCCCGAUCUGACCAAGAACUUCAGCGUUUAUGCAAGGCAAGUAGCCGGAGCUGUAUCUUCCGGUUUCUUGUCCUGUCAUACGCGCGUACAAGAAGAGUGCACCGCGGCGCACGUGGGUGUACCACAGAAAACUGCAGACAUACGUAGAUUCGGCCCUAUAGUUGUAGUCCCUAUAGUUGUAAGAUACUUGCGACGCCACCGGGAGCACUGCCGUACCUCGAGAUCGAUUAGCGUUUGGGAACCGGCAAGGGUCUGUGCGAAAAAAAAUUCAAGACAAAAAGGCCUACUGAUCGAAAAU